Pelobates fuscus (common spadefoot toad) is the source of this 3873-nucleotide messenger RNA. It is a transcript of the gene TBCD, whose product is annotated as tubulin folding cofactor D. The record is from RefSeq and is a predicted model, not a curated record. Gene Ontology annotation, biological process: tubulin complex assembly; post-chaperonin tubulin folding pathway; adherens junction assembly. The coding region runs from base 103 to 3666 and encodes 1187 amino acids. The transcript is spliced from 40 exons. Gene Ontology annotation, molecular function: GTPase activator activity; beta-tubulin binding. Gene Ontology annotation, cellular component: lateral plasma membrane. Lineage: Eukaryota; Metazoa; Chordata; Amphibia; Anura; Pelobatidae.
CUUUGUUUCUGUUGCUACGUCAAGGCGGAUACCGAGAGAUUUUCACGUGGGAACCGGCACCUCUGCGUCCCCGUUUAUUCCCUGCACCCACGAUUUGCUGAAAUGGCUGCCGAUGGAUCAGAGCAAGAUGAAGAUCAAAGCAUAGAUGUGAUUGCCAGUGGUAACAUCUUGGAGACUUUUACUGAGAGUGCAGAGACCCGUGACCUAAUUAGUAACCUGCGCACGGUUUGGGAGGAGCUGGUGAGCCGAGAAGUGUGCAUUCAGAGGUUUGUUGUUAUAAUGGACAAAUACCAGGAGCAGCCACAUCUCUUGGAUGCACACUUAGAGUGGAUGCUGGACAUGCUGUUGGAUAUCAUUCGAGAUCCUAAUUCUUCUUCUGUUCUUAUUCAUAUGGCUUUUAAAUUUCUUUAUAUAAUUUCUAAGGUCCGGGGUUAUAAAACCUUUCUCCGCCUAUUCCCACAUGAAGUGGUUGAUGUCCAACCGGUACUAGAAAUGAUUUCAGCACAGGAUCCUACAGAUCAUGAGACAUGGGAAUCGCGUUACAUGUUGUUGUUAUGGCUUUCUAUGACUUGCCUAAUACCCUUUGACCUUUCACGCUUGGAUGGAAACCUCUCCACUGCCACUGGUGAGAAACGCCAGUCAACCAUGGAUAUGAUUCUGGAAGUCGCCAAAUCUUACCUGGUGGUGAGUGACAAAUCUCGCGAUGCUGCGGCUGUCCUUGUUUCAAAGUUUGUUACACGCCCUGAUGUGAAACUUAAACGCAUGGCAGAUUUCUUAGACUGGACCCUGUCGACAUUAUCCAGAGCCAACUAUCUGACCAUGGAGGGUAUCAUAACUAUGGAUGGAAUGCUGCGGGCACUGGCUCAGAUCUUCAAACAUGGAAAGAGAGGGGACUGUUUGCCAUACGCAUCCACGGUCCUGGCCACACUUGAUACUUGCAAGCUUUCUGAGAGUAACCAGACCAUCCUUCGCAAACUUGGAGUCAAGCUCGUUCAACGCCUUGGACUCACGUUCUUGAAAACGAAAGUGGCAAAUUGGAGGUAUCAACGAGGGUGUAGGUCUUUGGCAGCCAACCUAAUGCAGACUUCAUCUGAUGCCCAAAAAGAAAGUGUUAACAUGCUAGAGGAGGAUGACGAGGAUUACGAUAUUCCCGAGGAGAUUGAGAAUGUUAUUGAGCAGUUGCUGGUUGGCCUUAAGGACAAAGACACCAUUGUCAGAUGGUCCGCGGCAAAGGGGAUCGGCAGAAUAACUGGCAGACUACCAAAAGACUUGGCAGACGAUGUUGUUGGAUCUGUUCUUGACUGUUUUAGUUUCAAGGAAACAAACAAUGCGUGGCAUGGUGGCUGCUUGGCGCUGGCAGAACUAGGACGACGAGGGUUGUUGCUUCCUUCACGACUCCCAGACGUUGUUCCUGUGAUCCUGAAGGCCCUGGUCUAUGAUGAGAAGCGUGGAGCCUGCAGUGUGGGUUCCAAUGUAAGAGAUGCAGCAUGUUAUGUGUGUUGGGCCUUCGCUCGCGCCUACGACCCCCUUGAAAUGACGCCCUUUGUAAAUCAAAUCGCCAGUGCACUGUUGGUUGCAGCGGUGUUUGACCGCGAUGUGAAUUGCAGAAGGGCAGCCUCUGCAGCCUUCCAGGAGAAUGUGGGACGACAGGGUACGUUCCCACACGGCAUUGAUAUUGUUACCACAGCAGAUUAUUUUUCAGUUGGAAGCCGAGCAAAUUGUUAUUUGAAUAUAAGUGUGUACGUUGCUGGCUUCCCAGAGUACUCCAACUCGAUGAUAGAUCACCUUGCGGAAAUGAAAAUUAAUCACUGGGACAGUGUUAUACGCGAGCUGUCAACCAAAGCUUUGCAUAAUCUCACGCCCAUUGCGCCAGAUUAUAUGAGGAGCAACGUGUUGCCGCGGCUCCUUCCCUUGGCCACAGGAUCGGACUUGCAUACUCGUCACGGUGCAAUCUUGGCCUGCGCAGAGAUCACGCACGCCUUGUACAAGCUCACUGUAAAAAAUGACAGACCAGUGACUGAUUACUUGGACAAUGAAACCUUAUUGGGAUUAAUCAACAUCAAUCAAAAGCUCCAGGACCGCCAGUUAUACAGGGGUUUGGGCGGAGAGCUAAUGCGACCCGCAGUCUGCUGUUUGAUUGAAAAACUAUCCCUGUCUGAAAUACCCCAUCCAGGAAAUGCUGUUGGUGGAUGGCAGUUGCUGAUUAAUGACACUUUAAAAAGUCUUUACAUGGUUUCCACUUCUUCUAGACCCGUAAUAAAGGAAGCUGCUGUAACAGCCCUGUCUGCCUUGUGCAGUGCGUUUUAUCAGGAGCAGGCUGGAGAAGUCAGACCUGUUGUACAAGAUGAGAUCGUAAAACACUUCAUCACAGAGCUGGAGAGUGCCGAGGAGAUGACACGCUGUGGGUUUUCAUUGGCCCUCGGGGCCCUUCCUCGGUUUAUGCUGAGAAGCAAGCUCCAGCAGGUUUUGGAAGGAUUAAGGAAAGUUACCCUCAUUACUGGUAAAAAUGCCAGCUUUGCAGAAUCUAGACGGGAUGCCCUGAAAGCCAUCGCUCUGGUUUGUCAGACAGUUGGAGUCCAAGCAGACGGAUCCCAGGAUGAUGUUGUGUGCAGAGAGAAUGUCUCCCUUAUAUAUAAUACACUGUUGGAAUGCAUGUCUGACUACACGACAGACAGCCGGGGAGAUGUCGGAGUCUGGGUCCGUGAAGCAGCAAUGGAGAGUCUGAUGAACAUUACAUUAUUACUGGCACAGAGUGAGCCCAUCCUUAUAGAAGAAGACUUCUGCCAGAGGCUGAUGUGCUCCCUGGCGCAACAGUCAGCUGAGAAAAUCGAUAGAUUCCGAGCGCACACAGCCUCCGUGUUUCUAAAUCUCGUCUACUUUAACAAUCCACCAAUCCCACAUAUUCCACAUCGAGAAGAUCUAGAGAGGAUUUUCCCAAGAUCACAGGCAGAUUCUCUGAACUGGGCUGCUCCAUCACAAGCCUUCCCUAAAGUCACACAGCUUUUGGCUUUACCUGCGUAUCGAUACCAUGUACUGAUGGGUCUCACGGUGUCUGUUGGUGGAUUAACUGAAUCGACAGUGAGAUACUCUGCCCAGAGCCUGUUUGAUUAUCUGCGUUUGAUCCAAAGUGAUGCAGAGUCUAUGGAAUCUUUCUCCAACACCAUCCUGCAGAUCUUCAGGGAUAACCAGCGCAAUGAGAGAGUUUCCAUCCCACUUAUGAAGAUGUUGGACCAGAUGUUGGCAAAUGGCUGCUUCGAGAUAUUCGUCCUGGAGGAGAAUCAUCCGUUCGCCGUGCAGCUCCUAUCGCUCACUAAGGAGGAGAUCAAAAAAACAAAAAAUGUCCAGAAGCUGCGGUCCAGUAUAUCUGUGUUCUGCGGCCUGAUCCAGUUUCCCGGGGAGAUCCGGAAGAAAAUCUUGUUUGAGUUGCUCCUCCUGCUCUGCCAUCCAUUUCCUAUUAUAAGAAAAAACACAGCCAGUGAGAUCUAUGAGAUGCUCCUUACGUACGAUGAUGUCAUAGAGGCAGAUAUUCUGGAUGAUGUCAUGUCUGUGCUGAGUGACACAAACUGGGAUGCCGAAUUGCAAAGUUUACGGGAAAAGCGGAAUUAUCUGUGUGACUUGAUGAAUGUACCUAAACCUACAUUGGUGUCCAAGGUAGCAAAGUCCUGAAAACUAACAAUCUCUUUGAAGUAUUUCCUAGCUAUUCUAUAUUUAAUACAAGAAGAAUCACUUCUUAACAGUUUGUGAACUAAACCCUUCGUUUGAAAUCAUUCCAUGCAAUUCCAACAUUGUCCAGUAGAAGGCGCUGUGUUUGCAUGAGAUCACCAAGUGCAAUCUGUAAUCUUAUAUCAUGAAAUAAAGUCCGUUGUAUAUGAA